Messenger RNA from Syzygium oleosum, 2842 nucleotides. Its product is annotated as serine/threonine-protein kinase/endoribonuclease IRE1a-like. The transcript is spliced from 9 exons. Gene Ontology annotation, cellular component: IRE1-TRAF2-ASK1 complex. Gene Ontology annotation, molecular function: protein serine/threonine kinase activity; RNA endonuclease activity; ATP binding. Lineage: Eukaryota; Viridiplantae; Streptophyta; Magnoliopsida; Myrtales; Myrtaceae. Gene Ontology annotation, biological process: IRE1-mediated unfolded protein response; intrinsic apoptotic signaling pathway in response to endoplasmic reticulum stress; mRNA processing. The coding region runs from base 33 to 2723 and encodes 896 amino acids. The record is from RefSeq and is a predicted model, not a curated record.
UUAAAGUGUUCCUGAAAUAUAAGGUCGGGGGAAUGGAACGAGAUGAAGCCCUUAAACUUUUCCACGUCCAUGCCUUCAGGGAGAAACCUGCUCCAGAUGACUUUGCUACUCUGUCCGAAAAUAUAGUAUCAACUAUUGACCGGCUUCCUUUGACUAUUGAGGUUGUCGGGUCGUAUCUAUUUUCUAAAAGCAAGGACGUGUGGAAGAAAACCUUGGACGAGUUGGAAAAAGUACCUGAGCUACAUGUUAAACAGAAUUUGAUGGUAAUCAUCAAAGCAUUACCUGACAAGCAAAGAAAGAUAUUUCUGGACAUUGCUUGUUUCUUCAUCGGAGAGGACGAAAGUGUUGCAUGCUACCUGUGGUCCGACUGUGAUGCCACAAGCCAAUUGGAAUUAAAAGUGCUCGUCCUCUCAUCUAUUGUUAAGAUUGAGAACAACAAACUGUGGAUGCAUGAUCAACUUCGAGACCUAGGUAGGGAUAUCGUCAAAUUGGAACAUCGUGAACUUGGAAAGCGCAGUAGAUUGUGGAUGCACGAGGAUGCCUUGGAUGUGCUGACAAAUGAAAAAGGAACGAAACGCGUUGAAGGUGUUCUUCUCAAAUUUGACAGUGGGUCAGAAUGGAGUUUUGGACCAGCACAUUUUGAGAAUAUGUCGAACAUAAGAUUCCUUCGAUUGGAUCAGGCGAACCUCGAAGGAAAUUUUAAGGGGCUUCUGUCAAGUUUAAGAUGGCUCCAUUGGCAAGGUUGUCCUCGGAAUCUUGGUGCUCAAAAUUUGGAUUUGGAAAAGUUGGUUAUUCUAGAUCUUUCCUGGAGCAAGGUCCAUGAAAAAUGGAAUGGUUGGAGUGAAAUCGAGAAAGCCGGGAAUUUGAAAGUUUUGAACCUCACCGGUUGUGUUGACUUGAUCAGAACUCCAGACUUAUCUCAUUACAAACGUCUAGAGAGAUUGAUUCUUGAAAAGUGCAAUCGAUUGGUUGAAAUCGGUUCAGUAAAAAGUCUGGAGAGCUUGGUUUCACUGAACUUGAGGUUUUGCACUGAACUCAAUAAGUUGCCUGAAGAGCUGGGUUUCCUCAUGUCCUUGGAAGAGAUUCUUAUAGAUGGAACUGCUGUUCAAGAAAUUCCUGCCUCCGUCGGUCAUUUGAAAAAUCUUACAAGAUUCAGUGCCCGCAACUGUCUUUCAUCGAUCCAGCUGCCCGAUUCAAUUAGCCGUUUAAUUGAAGCGGAAAGCUCAUCCGAGGUGGAGGUUAGCAAACCAGAUAAUACCGAACAUUCUUCCUCUAAGGGUGUCGACCGCAAAUACGAAGAAAAUGAAGGCAGGAUUGUCAAUAUCAGGAGCAACGAUGACGAAUUGAUGAAGCUCAAUAGCCUUCCUGAUGGUGGCAUUGGAUGGCGUAAAAUUGGUAAAAUCUUCGUAUCAAGGAAUGAAAUCGCUAAGGGAAGUAAUGGGACCAUUGUCUUCGAGGGCAUGUAUGAAGAUCGACAUGUUGCAGUGAAACGCCUUGUCCGGGCUCAUCGUGAGUUUGCCUCCAACGAGAUUCGGAUUUUGAUAGCAUCUGACCGACAUGAAAAUAUUGUUCGGUAUUAUGGAGUGGAGUACGACGAGGAUUUCGUGUAUCUUGCACUGGAGCACUGUACUUGUAGCUUAGAUGAUUUAAUGCAAGCACAUUCAGAUUCUUUAAAUAACCAUGGUCCAGCAUCAUUGGAUAAUUAUAAAAUCAAAUUGGAUUCCGUUAGGGGUAUGAUGCAGGAUGUUAACUUGUGGAGGGCAGAUGGUUAUCCCUCGCCUCAGUUGCUGAAACUAAUGAGGGAUGUGGUAUUAGGACUCGGCCAAUUGCAUGACUUGGGAAUAAUCCAUCGGGACUUAAAACCUCAAAAUGUCUUGAUUACUAAGAAUCGAUUGUUUGGUGCUCAGCUAUGUGAUAUGGGCAUUAGUGAAUACCUUCCUGAAGAUAGAUCUUCCUUGGGAUAUCAUGCCACUGGUUGUGGAACUUCAGGAUGGCUAGCACCUGAACAGCUUCUUCAUGGUGGUGGGCGCCAGACACGGCAAAUGGAUUUGUUUAGUUUAGGUUGUGUCUUGUUCUUCUGCGUCACUCGUGGAAGACAUCCAUUUGGUGAACAUCUAGAACGUGACUUAAAUAUUGCUUGCAACAAAAUGAACCUGUCCUUGGUGGAAUUCAUACCAGAAGCUCACGAUCUGUUUUCACGUUUGCUAAACAAAGAUCCCGAAUUGAGGCCAAAGGCAUCGGAGGUGCUUCACCAUCCAUUUUUUUGGAGUUCAGAGAUGAGACUGUCCUUUCUUGGUGAUGUCAGCGAUAAAGUAGAAUUGGAAGCUAGGGCACCCAAUUCAGAUCUUCUGAAAGCAUUAGAGAACACUGCACAACUGGUUUUUGAUGGGAAUUGGGACGACAAAAUAGAGCCUGAAGUUAUGGCCGACCUACGCAAACGUAGGAAAUAUGAUGGUAGCCGUGUCAGAUACUUAUUGAGAGCCGUGCGAAAUAAGUGUAGCCACUACACAGAAGCUCCAAAAGAAAUUAAGGAGAUCCUCGGAUCGUUUCCUGAUGGCUUGGAAGCUUACUUCGCUAGACGAUUUCCGAGACUCUUGAUUGAGUCAUACCGAGUGGUGUCCCGGAUCUGCAAAGAGGAGGAAUGCUUUCAGAAGUACUCGCUUUUCCCCCCUUGGCCAACUCCCACGGAGAUUCCUUCUUCAAGCCAGCAGGAUCGGCCAUGAAACAGAGAUUCAUUGAAUACUACAGAACAUUCCACCUGUCUUUUUCUUUUUAAAUGUUUAAUGUAUUGUUCUUGAUAUUUCAUAAACAAGUAUUAUAUUUCAAUUUCAUGCAAUCUUUU